Histoplasma mississippiense is the source of this 513-nucleotide messenger RNA. RefSeq lists its product with no specific name. Bases 1 to 513 code for a protein of 170 amino acids. NCBI's taxonomy places the organism in Eukaryota, Fungi, Ascomycota, Eurotiomycetes, Onygenales, Ajellomycetaceae. The transcript is spliced from 3 exons. The record is from RefSeq and is a predicted model, not a curated record. Gene Ontology annotation, biological process: regulation of protein localization; endosome organization. Gene Ontology annotation, cellular component: BLOC-1 complex; endosome.
AUGGAUUCCAUCAGAGGCAACUACUACCAGCCCGCCUCCUCCCUCCCGAUCGCCAUGCCUUCAAAGGCUCCCGCGAGUGCAAACCUCUAUCCCAUCUCCCGUGUAGCUGGUUCGCCACCCGAAAUCUCCGAUGCGAGCACCACGACAGGCAGCGCGAGCGGGGAGACGUUCGAUACCUCCUCCGGAGGCUAUUCCGGCGUCGAUUUGAUGGACAUGCUGAAUGACCGUAUGUCAAACGUUUUCGAUCCUAGCCGGUUGGACAAAGGGGUAGCUAAACAGGCGAAACUCUCCGGCCAUCUCAACGCCAAGCAACAAGAACUUCUGGAACUCCAAGCGCUUGCUCAGCGACGUCUCAAAAAUGCGCGUGCCAAUUUUGCCGAUGGUAUUAAAGCCGCCAAGGAGACUAAGCAGGAUCUCGAGUGGUCCCAAAAACGGGUCAGCAAUAUGAGAGCGAAAGUCGAACGGGCUCUCUCCGAUGAAUACCGCGUCGCGACAAAACAAGUAUGUCUAUGA